UUUUCCGCAUCGAGGGACGCCGUUGCUCCUUGUAGUGAGAACCAAAUUCUUUUGAAGGUUUUUGCGUCUUGUCAAUAUUUUUCCAUCAUGAAAUCUGCAGAAAGCGAGGAAGGAUCAUUGGAGAAGAUUGACUUGUACAACUUUGAACUGCCAGAAUUUGAAAAUAGCAGAUAUGUCCUAACAAGUCCAAGAUCUCUUGAAGCAUGCUCUAGACUGAAUGUAAAGCCGGUGGAGCUUCUUUAUAAGCCACUUAGUGAGUUCCAGGAAGAGUUACUCCCCCAGGAUGUGCCACUGCGCACUAUUUACAACAUAUUUGAUGAACAGGAACAGAUACGACAGCGCAAAUUACAGUUGUGCCAAGAAGAACGAAGCCGAGUUACAAAAGAAGAUAUUCGUGACAAGUCAUCUUUUUCAUCAAAGAUGGGAACAAAAAUCAUUGAAAAAAAAGAUUUGAGUAAAGGGAGCCUACAGCGACAGCGAACAGCAUGGGCAACAAGAGUUAUGCAAAAGCCUUUAUUAAAGGAUGAGAAUAGUCACAGCACGCAGAAUUAUAAUGAAAGUGACAAGCUACGCCAUGAGCUGUUGUCCAGGAAAGAGAACAAGUUGAAGCAUCCUGCAAGGAAGACAAGGUCAGCAAAAAGCACACCCAGAACUGCCCACCCUGAUGUUUGUGUGAGAAGCAAGUCUGUGUCAGACAUCUACAGUUCUCUACCAGCAAAAGACCGAAAGAUCUUGGAAUUGAUGCAAAGCAAGUGGGAGAGUGAGAGACAGAGAUUGGAGACAAGUGAGCGUACACGGCUGCUGUGGGAAGACGAAAAGAAGAGACAGGAGGUGCUAAGAGCUGUGAUGGAAAAUAAACGGCGCAGUCUUCUAGCAAAGGAAAACAAAGUCAGAGAUGACAAGAAGUUUGAGGAAAAACAGCAGCAGAAGAAGAUAGAACAGAAAGCAUUGAGUAACAAGGAAGAUGAAAUUGUGGUGAGGGCUAGGCGGUCAGACGAAGAACUCUACAGACAUCUCAAGAUGCAGGAACUUAAGCUGGCAGGGAAGAGAAACAAAGAUGAAUUGAAAAAAAGGAUUCAGGAACGAAAUCUAGAACAGCAGAAUAAAGAUAAGGAGGAUAUUUUUAAGCGUGCGGCAGAGCUUAGCAAAACCAGUCUGUCACAAGCUGAACAGCGUCGAGAGCUGGCUUUGGUGCAACAGUCUUUUAGGAAAUCAAUGACAAAUCAUGAAGAGAGACAAGCAUUUGAGAAGAGGUGCAAAGAAAUGAACAAAGAUUUGAGGAGAUCCAAACAAGGAGUUCUUUGUUUGAAUGAUCUACGACACAGUCAGGCCGAGGAAAAUCUAGUCCAGCUUUUGGAGACCAGAAAUAGACAGCUUUUAUCUUCACAUCUUGAAAAGGAGAAAAAACUUGAUCGAGCCCGACAGACCCAGCAACAGCUUGAAGAAGAAAUGGAAUCCUGGAGACGAAGUCUUUUGCAGCACAAAAAACAGGUUGAAGAGCAAGCAGCAAAGGCUGCCAGGAUCAAUCAGAAUAACCGUUCACAGCGAGCCAGAAUGGAUCGAUUGACUCAUGAAGAAGAACAUAAAAAAAAUUUGCAAAAGCUUCUCAGAGAUCACGAGAGGUGGAGGCGUAAUCUAGAAGAGUUGCUUGAUGAGAAAGAUAAAAGAAUGGAUGAGAUUCAGCUUCAGAAGGAGAAAAGUAUUAUGGAGACUAGAGCAAUGGCCCAGAUUACACAUGCACUUCGUGAUAAACUGCGAAAAAAAUAUGAAUCGGACACAUUUGAUCGCAAGGUCCUUGAUGCACAGUUGUUUGCAAAGCUAGAAUCCAGACCUCCCUUCUCUUCCUUGUCAGCAUCAGCAAGCAGUAGAUAACUGUACUUCACAUUUGUCUAGGUUCUGGUGUAAAGAUUUUUGUUCUGUCAGUGAACAUAUGUGCUUGAAGUUAUUGCUGGACUGUGCUGGCGCUAGGAAACUGAAGGCUCUGAUUAUUGAAGGGUUUAGGUUUUGAAAGAGAUUUUGAUUUCCUUGUUUGCAUAAUUUAGGUAGAAAAUUUGGGGAUGAGAUAUUCACUAACAGUACUGGCAAAUUUAGAGUAGUGUCAAAUAUUCUUUGCGUCCGGUUGUGGAAGCUGUCGUCAUUGCCUGUGAAUUUGUGAUAUUUCAGUGGACCUGAGAUGCAUGUGUGUGUGCACGUUCAUACAGAAGUAGUGUCUGCUUGUGCACUUUGGAAAUUUUAUAGUUGAACACAUGCACAUCAUGUUUAUGUUCUUUUUUCAUAAUUCAACAAGUUUGAAAACAGAGAAGAUUGACUGUAUGGUGCUCAGAGAAAAUAUUUAAAUGUGUCACUGCAGCAAAUGUGAUAUCACUGGAAAUCCAACAUCUUUAAAUUUAUUGUAAAUUUUGCAAAGGUCAUGGGCAACUUUUUCAUCUUCUGUCAUCUGUAUCAUUAAAAUUCCCCAUGCUUUUUACAAGUUUAUCCUGCUGGGCAAUAUUUAAACUAUAUGCACAUUAACUUCACUGUCUGUACAACGUGUCAUGUGAUUUUUGCAGUUUAUUGCCAUUAUUUCUUUAUUCAUUUGUUGGUAUCGAUUUCUUCAUUCUGAAUGAAUUUUAUUUUUCAAUUUUUAAUUUUAAAUAGAUUUUAACUUUCAUUGAAAAGAUUUAACAUUCAUAUUGCACAAGUGGUAUUUAGCUUCAUCUGCACUUUAAUUAUUAUGUGUUCUUUAAAUAUUUUUUCAUUGCAAUAUUGUAAUAAAAAAUAUUCUAUA
This is a messenger RNA of Pomacea canaliculata, 2767 nucleotides long. Its product is annotated as coiled-coil domain-containing protein 177-like. The record is from RefSeq and is a predicted model, not a curated record. Lineage: Eukaryota; Metazoa; Mollusca; Gastropoda; Architaenioglossa; Ampullariidae. The coding region runs from base 88 to 1872 and encodes 594 amino acids. The transcript has 17 exons.